AUGCCACGGGAUCUUAAUAGUCCUGAUCGAGGUACAAUUGCCGCGUCGACUCAACCUCAGAAUCCCUAUGCUAAUGGCUACGACAUGGCGCUGAGAAUCAACACUGAUGGGCUCGGAAUCACUUACAUUGGACUCGUCAUCGCGUGGACUUGCCUCUUGCUCCCUGCCGCGGUCUUUCUCCUGCGCAAUCGACACCUGCCGUACCUACGCAUUCGAAACAUCCCUCUGGCAGUCAGUGCCGUGGCGACUCUCCAUGUGUACUGGGUCCUGUGUAUGAUCGCCUAUGUUCUCAAUGGGUACUUUCCCUGUGCUACCGAAUACUGGAUCAUGAGUAUCUACCUGCCACUAGGCAUUGCUCUCUUUCAAGCAACAAACUCUCAAUUGCUCUCUGUUGCAACGGCGCAGAAGAGAUAUGCGCACGGAGAUGUUCUGGUCGAAUCCAAUUCAAUCACAGACACGAAGACUUCAGUGUGGCGCAAGUGGUGGCACAAACUCAAGACAUACAACGCUACAAAGAAUACCAUGGCAUGGAUUGGAAUCGGCAUGAUCGUCCAGGUUGUCAUCGCCCUCAUAAUCUUUCUUGCUUCCCGUAAAUUUCACCCGGGAUUCGGCGUCACAGGAGAUGUGACCACAAGAUCACGUUGCCGACGUGGAUGGGAAUGGUGGCCCUCGAUCAUGUGGCAAAUCUUCUGGUCCUGGGUGUAUGCUCCUGUCCUUCUCUGGCGAGUUCGGAAUAUCCAUGACGUUCACGGAUGGCGGUCGCAAACCAUCGCCUGCAUUGUUGCUGGGUUACCUGCCUCACCCAUGUGGUUAGUCGCGUUGUAUGCUGGGCCCUUACAAACAACUGUUGACAAGUACUUUGUUCCUCCUUUAUGGUUUUCGCCUUCUAUUGUCAUCAUGCAGGCCUCAGUCAUAUUUGUCCCUUUCUUUCAGAUAUUCAAAAACAGAAAGCUCGAGACUGAAACACGCGAGAUCAUUGCCGAGUGGGAAGAGAAGCAGCAAUUCAACGGUUCAUUGAACGCAGGGUCCACGAAAGCCGCAGUUCGAGCACGGAAUUCUACACGCCAGUCUGUUAAGAGCACCACAAGCGCCCGUCAAGGAGAGAUGUACACCAUGAGCGCCCUCGAGAAGACUCUCAAACUGAAUCCUACUCCUCUCCUCAUGUUCUCCGCGUUGAAGGACUUCUCAGGAGAAAACAUCAGCUUUCUCAUUCAUGUCCGAGAUUGGAAGGCUGCCUGGGUGUCUGGGUCUCCCAGAUCUGGGGUGCUGCGCAAGCAUGGACAUUCCAGGACGCAAGAUCAGGACCUGAUCCGACGACAGUUUCAACAAGCGGUGGGAAUUUAUGCUUCGUUUGUGAGCUUGAAAUACUCCGAGUUUCCGAUAAACAUCUCUUCAGCUCAUCUCAGAGACCUCGAAGCCAUCUUUGAGCAAUAUGCGGCCCUAGUAUGCGCAGAACCAACGUCCAAUGCCGCCACGCCAUUCGAAAACUAUUGGUCAUCCACGAUCUCAGAGGAUCUGGAAAGCCAGAUCGGAAAAGAUCAACUGUCUGUCGUGUCGACCGUCGUGGGAGAAGGUGGAAGAGACGAGUUGCCACGCGACAACAGUGAAUCACUUCAACUGCAGCAGUUGAAGAUGACCAAUUUCGGCGAGAGACUGCCCGCUAAUAUCGGCAUUCCCGACGCUUUCGAUGAGACAAUUUUCGACAAGGCUGAGCUCAGCAUCAAAGAGUUGGUCCUGACCAACACAUGGGCCAAAUUUGUCAAAGCCGGAUUCGCUCAGAACAGUUCCAAGUCGAGGUUUACUACUCGUUUCCAGGCAGUGGUUGACGCAUGUCGACUUCGACUCCCGAGCCGACUUCCAAAGCUUGCUGGCAAGUUGGGGAAAUAA
Fonsecaea multimorphosa CBS 102226 is the source of this 1887-nucleotide messenger RNA. RefSeq lists its product as uncharacterized. The record is from RefSeq and is a predicted model, not a curated record. NCBI's taxonomy places the organism in Eukaryota, Fungi, Ascomycota, Eurotiomycetes, Chaetothyriales, Herpotrichiellaceae. The transcript has 5 exons. The coding region runs from base 1 to 1887 and encodes 628 amino acids.